Molecule: messenger RNA, 510 nt
Organism: Penicillium macrosclerotiorum
Lineage: Eukaryota; Fungi; Ascomycota; Eurotiomycetes; Eurotiales; Aspergillaceae
Product: DUF1993 domain-containing protein
Exons: 1
Coding region: 1-510 (169 amino acids)
Source: RefSeq, a predicted model, not a curated record
AUGGCCUACACCAUCUAUGACUCCUCCAUCCUCCAAACAAAGCGCGUCUUGACUUCGCUGUCUGACAUCCUCCACAAGGCAGAGGAGCAUCCAAAUGCCGCGAAUUUUCCCAAUAGUCGACUUUACGAAGACAUGAAGUCACUUAGCUAUCAAGUCUUUUGCGCGACAACUCAAACUUUGCUUGUCUUGGCUAGAUUGACAGAUGCAGAGCCGCCGGUGCACGACUCAAGCAAGGAUGUCCUUUUCUCUUACGCUGAAAUGUACCAGCGCAUUGAAAAAACACUCCAAGCGCUGGAUGCUGCCGAUAAGACCUAUAUCAUCGAGCACUGCGAGGAUGUUAAGCCCACAUCUCUAGGCACGACCACGAUGCCAUUGUCUGGGAUAGUGUAUGCAAAUAUCAUGCAGGCGAAUAUCUUUUUCCAUGUCACGACUGCAUAUGGUAUUUUGCGGAAGGAGGGUGUUCCACUGGGAAAAUGGGAUUAUCUAAUGCCCUUUGUGAUGCAGCGAUGA